Messenger RNA from Botrytis deweyae, 2067 nucleotides. RefSeq lists its product as uncharacterized. The transcript has a single exon. The record is from RefSeq and is a predicted model, not a curated record. Lineage: Eukaryota; Fungi; Ascomycota; Leotiomycetes; Helotiales; Sclerotiniaceae. The coding region runs from base 1 to 2067 and encodes 688 amino acids.
AUGGCAUCUAAUGUCAACAAUGGCUCUGGCCAAGUCGAAAGACGUGUGACUCGUAGUGGUCGAGCACCAACCGUUCGAACUCAAAGUGAGAAUCGAAGGAACCGCAAUAGCCAAGUGGCUGCGGUCGCAGUCGCAGUCGCAGAUGAGAAUGAAGAUGAAGAUGAAACUCCUGCACCACGAGGUCGCGGAUCUAGAAACCUUCCUAGGUCACAACGUGAUACUAGGGAUGCUUUUACUAGAAUGAUUGCGCCAAAACUUCAAAUUGAUCGAUGUAAAGUCGAAUUGGAAUCUGCUGGACAAGAAUUGCUGAAUGAGAUUAGAGAUCUCAAGUCCGAAGAAGGCCUUGACGUUGGACUCGAGAUUAAAAGGCGUGAACAACUUCUUAAGAAUGGACAUAAAAUCUUGGAAGCAUCUCGAAAAGCUAUUGCUUGGAUUGAUGCCCGAAUUAAAGCCUAUGAUUCGAUGACGGAAAAAUGUGCAGAGAAGAUAAAGAAGUAUCAACAAUUGCUUUCCACUCUAUCUGUUGAUGUUCAAAUUAUGUUGGAACGUUUACUGGUUGAGAGACAAGGUCAAGUUAUCGAAUUGACACGUAAGAACGAAGAAUUGUUAAAACAAGUUGGAGUGCUUACUGGUAAGAUUACGGAUCUUACUCAAAAUUCAUCUACCACCAGCAUUGAAUGUGAUGAAUUAAAGGAAUUUCUCCAAGACAAUCUCAGUGCUUUGAAAACCCAAAACAAGGAGAAUAUCGAAACGGAAGCAAUUGCGAAUUAUCGGAAACAAUACGAACAAUUAUCGUGUCGAAAUGAAGAAAUUUCUAAGCAGAAAGGUAGGGUAGAUGGAGAAUUGAUGCAAUCUCGGGAGGAAUCUACUAGAUUCCGAGAGGAGAAGGAUAGAUUAUUUCGUGAGAAUGAGGAAUUAAAGAAUGAUAUCACACAGCAGAAAUUGGAUUAUCAUAAUCUCUCCAAGGAUAAGGAACAAGUUGAUAGUUCACUUGUUACCAAAUCGGCUCGAAUUACAGAGUUGGAAGCAUUAAUCAAAGAGGGGCAACAAAGUUUGCAACAAGAAAUCUUGAAAUCUUCAAUUUCAAAGGUAAGAGUUGAACAAUUGGAAAAGGAAGAUACGCAACGUCAAGAAGCAUUGCGAAAAGCAGAGGUUGGUUCGAUUACUAUGGAUUAUGAAUUGAAUGCAUCCAAGGUUCAAUUGAAAGAGACCAAUGAGGAGUUGAUGAAUGUGAAAUCCAUUGCAGAGCAAGUGCCUGGUUUGAAAGCUCGAAUUGAGGACUUAACCAAAGCCCUCGAGGACUCAAGUGAGGAUCAAAAAUUGAAAAAAACGCUAUGGGAUAUGGAUGUUGAAGAAUUAGAGAAAGAAUUGAAGAGUGUCAAAGCAGAUAAUAGAAGUCUAAAUGCUGAUGUUCUGGAGAGAGAUUCGAAGAUUACAUUAUUAGAGUCCGAAUUAAGUAAUUUGGAGAGUAUUCGGAAGAGUAAUGAAGCACUUUUGAAGCAAUAUUCGGAUUCAAUCAUUACCAAAGAUUUACAUAUUGAAAAUAUGAUAUCUAGAAUCAAGAAUUCGGAUGAUGUUGAUCGCUUGACAUUGGAAUAUGAUCAAAAGAUUAAAAAGUUAUCUGCUGAUUUGGAACAAAGUAAAAAAGCUUUAUAUAAUUCCAGAAAGAUUCGGGAACAGGAUAGAGGAGGCAAUGCAAUUGCUCGAGAAAAGGCACAACUUGCUAGGCAAAAGAUGAUGGCAGAACAUAUUCAAGCUAUGGCGGAGAAAGAUUACCAAUUAGUGGAGUGUCGUAAAGAAUUCAAGGACAAGGUUUCGAGCUUGGAAAAUAUGGUUUCACAACAGUCUCGUGAGAUUUCGGAACGAGAAAGUUAUCAAACACGUCUGAAAUUAGAGAUUCAAAGAUUGAAUGAUCUGGUUGAAGUCACCCAACAUGAACUUCGAGCCGCUUUGGAUUCCAAUUCGGAAUAUGAGAGACAGCUAAUGAGGCUCAGGGUACGAUUUCCGAGAGUUCUAUGUGUAGUACUUAUCAUUGAGGUAGAAUCGCACAACUUGAGAAACGAGUGA